Molecule: messenger RNA, 7131 nt
Organism: Engraulis encrasicolus (European anchovy)
Lineage: Eukaryota; Metazoa; Chordata; Actinopteri; Clupeiformes; Engraulidae
Gene: tdrd15
Product: tudor domain containing 15
Exons: 6
Coding region: 466-6657 (2063 amino acids)
Source: RefSeq, a predicted model, not a curated record
CACGUUCGACGAUUCUGCAUGGAAUGACACCAGAGAGUUCUGCCAGUGCCAUCCAGGCAUGUUUCAAGUUCACCUCUUCAAUUUGAGCGAGCUCACACGCCUGUCACCUUUUGUGUCUGGAAUUAUGUAAUUUGACCUAAAGUAAAGUUCCAUACGAAUUUCAUAAUCUCACCAUCGAGGGCGAGGCAACAGGGACUACUUGCAAUCUGCCGUCGUUGACUGACUUCAACAGCAUUCAACAAUUUCAUACGGGUAUAUUAUCUAGCGACGCUAGCAAUGUCUCCUGGUUAGGCAGCGACAUGCGGUCAUUCAUUUUGGCUCUGAACCCAGAACUGGAAGAUUUCGUCAUCAGAGCAGCAACAUGCUAGCAGCAGCUGGAAGAAUAAGCAAGAUGAUCUCUGAAUGUGAACGGAUAUUGUCCAAGAGUGAUUAAAACGAGAAACGAAGACACAGGACUUGGCUACAAUGAGUCCUACGCCUUCUUCAGACCUAAGGUCCCAGGACAUUCCAGAGUUAGCUGCUCCUCGUCCUGAGUGGUCUGUGGAUAUCAAACUGACACACAUUGACUGCAACCCUGCGGACAUUUUGGUGCACUUCCAGGGUCAGUAUGUGUCAACUUGUGAAUUGGACUACAACAUACUCAGAGUGGAGAUCCAGAAUGCGGAGAAGGUCCGAGGACCAGUGGAUGUGGGGCAACUUUGUCUAAUUGAAGAUCACCUCACUGGACAUUGGUACAGAGGAAGAGUUCAGAACAAGCAAAAUAAUCUUUACAACGUAUUCCUCAUCGAUUCUGGAAAUGUUUUGACAGUCGGUGACGACCAUUUGGCCAGAGCUUCAGAUGAAUUGUUCAUGCUGUCCCCGAAGAUCGUCUGUGGCUUCUUUGCCAAUGUCUUACCCCUAGAUAAAGGUUGGACACCAGAGGUGGGCAAGUUCCUCUCAUCUCUCAUUGGCACUGUAAUAAAUGGCAACGUCCAUGCCCUGCUGCCGCACAAAGUCCUCAUACUUGAAGCACCUGAAAUAACCAAGGAUUUGUCAAGACAAAAUAUGGGGAGACCUGUUGAUACAGGGACCUUUCUGCUGCUUGUCGAAAUGCUGACAGAAGUUCCAGUUAGGCCAGACUGUGAACAAAUGCUGAUUGAGCAUCCAACGGGAAAUGGGCUUUCUUUCAAACCACCACGUGUUCAAGGCGUUGAAAACAUUCUCUCUUGUUGUGGCUCUCAACAGACAGUGGGUGAAAAGGUGAUGGUCCGUCUGAGUGCUGCCAUUAACUCCCAUGUCUUUUACUGUCAGACUCUGUGCAAAGAAGAAGAACUUCAGUUGAUGUCAGAUAAACUUGCAGAUUUGUGUGAGUCAAAGAAGGAAUUCAUCAAGGAAACAUCAGAAGGAAACCUGGGUCUUCUCUGUGCAGUCAGAGGUAAGGAUGAAACAUGGCACAGGGGCUAUGUACAAACUCUUCCUGUGGAUUCACAAGUCAGAGUCCUGUUUGUUGACUAUGGCUACAGUGAAUUGGUGAAAGUGGAGAAUAUCUGCCAACUUCACCCAGAUUUCCUUGAUAGGCCAAUCAUGGCUUUUCCUUGUGCCCUGUCAAGUCUCAGUGAUGAUGACAAGACGUCGAAGAAAGAGCAAUGUGAUUUACUCAUGAAAGGACUUCUUGGAAGUGCUCUGAGUGUUAAAAUAAACGACUUUGACAAGGAACAGAAUUUUUACCAUGUUACAUUGUGCAGUGCCGAAGAUGUCCCAGAAAAAAAGACGGAGAUGAUUCCAGACAUCGCUCCAGAGACAUGUAAAGCACAUGAGGACAACUCUUCCUCACAACUCAUCCCGUUACGAUGCACAAACGAAACAAAGAUUAUACCCAGCACGACCAUGAAGGAAGACUUUGACAUUGGUGUGGUUUUUGAAGGCUAUGCUGAAUACAUCCUCAGCCCAACAAACUUCUGGGUUAGAACUGCCAAGCGCAAUGAUGACUUUGAAACUUUGAUGGACUUGCUAGCUGAUCAUAUAAGUCCAUUGCAACAAAAUGAGGAUGUUCUAGAAAAUGCAGUACCCGGCACUCUGUGCUUAGCCAUGUUUGAGAAGGAUCUGCACUACUACCGAGCCAUUAUCACAGACACUCUGGAAAAUGGAGUUGAAGUGUAUUUUGUUGACUUUGGUAACACUGAAAAGGUGCCAGGUUGGCUAAUCAAAAAGCUGCCUGAGCGUUUCACCUGUGAACCAGAGUUUGCAAUUAACUGCUCAUUGGCUCAUGUCCUGCCUGUGGAAGAGGUCUGGACUGACACAGUCACGGAAUCCUUCAGGAAAAUUAUAUCGAACAAGGCCUUGAAAAUACAAGUCGUUCAGAAAACAAACGAGCGACUCAUUGUGGACUUGUUUGAAAAUGACUCUGAAAAUGGCGAGAGCAUUUCACUCCUGAUGACAGCAAACAAUAUGGCACAAUAUUGGACUUGCAAACCAACAGCUUCUUCCCCUGUUCUCAAAGAGCAAGACUUGAAACGCAAUGCGAAAACACAAGGGCCAAAAGGAUCCACCAUGCCAGGUCAAGAAAAACUACAAAAAGAAAAUGUACAACCUGACAAGGACUCUGAAGAAAAUGCAAAAGUGACUCAAAAUGGUCCUGACAUGUUUAAAAUACAGAGAUUCAAAGUUGGAGAGGAAUUGAACGUGCGCUGCUGCAGUUUCAUUUGUCCUUCGGAAUUUUGGUGUCAGAUUGAGAACCAGACGUGUGUGUUUGACAAAUUAAUGGAUGGGAUGCAGGUGUUCUACCAGAUGCACAACAAACCAUUAAGCUCCAGUGAUCUCUUCUGUGCAAUAAAAUUGACAGAGGAUGACAAGUGGUACAGAGGCUACAUUCUCUCAAGAAAGCACAUUAACUGUCAGGUGUUUUUGGUGGAUUUUGGGAUAAUCAGAGAGGAGAUGAUGACUAAGCUUCAGGCACUUCUGCCAGAAUUCAACCUGUUGGUAUGGCAAGCAUUCCGAUGCACUCUCUAUAACCUGAUUGAACCUGCAAAUGGGACAACAUGGAGCACAGAAGCAUGCCAGGCUCUGAAGGAGUUCAUGUCCGGGAAGAUUGUGAACUUAAGAUGCACCAUUCAUGCCGAACUGAAUGUGAAAAAUAUCGGCCUGUGCAAUGUUGUUGACCUUCACACACCCUCACAACAAGCAACUACAUUGCUAGUGAGCCAAGGUCUAGCUGUGCAAGUGAACCCCCCUCAGCCACUCAUUGCAACAGCUUACCCACUCUCCUUCAUGUACUCCACCUUUGGCAUCACAAUUGGAAGAAAAGAAGAAGUGUAUGCUACUUAUGUGGCCAGUCCUUGGGAGAUAUAUUGCCAGCUGGGCCGAAAUACUGAAAUUAUUGAAGACCUGAUGGACAAAGUUGGAAAAGAGAGCCAGAAAUCACCAUGUGCUCAGUCCGAUCUGGUUCCCGGAAGCCUUUGUAUUGCAAAAUACUCAGAGGAUGAGCAUUGGUACAGGUCAACCAGCUCGCCCGUCUUCUCCAACCAGUUUCUGAAUGUGUUCUUUGUUGACUUUGGCAACAGACAGAUUGUUGAAAAAAGUGAUGUGAAGCCCUUGCAGCUCAGUGCAACUGACGUGUUGAUGACUCCUAUGCAAGCCCUCAGAUGUUGCCUUGUAAAUGUCCCCAGAGGCGAACCCCUUGCAGAGGUCAACACCUGGCUAGAGAACAACAUUCUGAACAAGCCAGUGCAAGCUACAUUUGUGGGCAAAGACAGUGAUGGAACCUUCAUUUGUGACAUGUUUUGUGAUGGUGCGCACGUUAGUGCAAAAAUCAAAGAGAUCAUUGCCGCCCAUGAAGAAAGCGAGAGGGGGCCUGACAGCACCAAAGAUGGGCCACACGAGAACCAGAGAGAUGGUCAAGCAGUGAAUCGGCAAAACAAAAGACCACAAAAGUCAGAUUCGAAAAAAGAUCGCAAAUGGAUUAAUGCCAAAGCUUACAACUGUCCAAAAAACAAAGCAAACACAGCUGAAACAAUACCAUCAGUAAAGAAAACACUGCAACCUCAAAAGCAAAAGCAGGAAUAUGUCUCCCAACCUCAAAACAAGAAGCAAGAUCAAAUGACAAGACCUCAAAGCGAGAGAAAAGAACAAAGUCUCCAACCUCUACAACAGAAUCAAGAACGGGUUCACCGAACUGGAAGCUGUGCUGUGGCGCUGCCUAAACUUUCCUCUCUCCCUGUUGCCAAGGCAAAACCUGGUUUUGUCGGUGUUGGAUUUUCCUCCUACGUGGAACCCUCUAACAAGUUUUUCAUUCAAAUGCAGGAAGAUGAAACAGAUAUACUCAAAAUGGGUGAGGAUCUCAAUGACCCUUCAUUCAAAGAAAAAGCUGAAAACAUCACAGCAAAAGUACAGAAUGGUGAUCUUGUUGCUGCUGAAUUUUCAGAAGAUGGUGCCCUUUACCGCGCUGUUAUAACCGAUGACUCAAAAGAGGGGCAUUUGACUAUCGAAUUCAUUGACUAUGGAAAUACUGCCAUUGUUGAGCAGAGCCAGCUUUAUAGACUUACAAGUGAGUUUUUAUCCCAGCCCAGACUAUGCACACCUUGCACUCUUGUUGAGACACAUGCUCUUGUGAAUCACUCUUCUUUUGGAGAUGUGCUGAAGGACAAACCUUUUGAUGUGGAAUUUCUCAGACAUACAGGGACACAUUGGGAGGUGGACUUGAAGGAAAUCCAGCAUCCAAUCACAUCAGAGCAUGCCACUGAAAUGGAGGAAGAAGCAACAGAACCAUCAAAGAAAAGCUCAGAGGCUUGCCAGUCUGAAGCUGUUGUUAAACACAAGCAGGAUACAGAGGUUCAAUGCCUGAAAGAAAAUGAGAGAAAAAGGCAGGAGGUGAAUCUGUUUGACAGUCAACCUGUAUCAAGAACAACAAAAGUUGUAUGCAGCAGCCAUGUCAAGAAAAGCAGAUUGAGAAAAAGAAGGACACAGAACAACAUGCAAAAACGUAUAACCGGCAAACGGUCCACAAUGACAAACAACCCUCCUGGUUUGGUGACUGGCAACUCACAGAGUUUUGAAACCCGCCCAGCUAGCAGAGAGACCUCCAUCCCAGAAUUGGCUCAUGUCAGAAAUGCCCUUUGUCUUUCGAAUGACCAAUGGCACAACCUGCUUGCAAAAGACAGAUCAAGUGCAUCACUGCAGGUUACCAGAGGAAUGGCUGAAGAGGGAACACUUCUGUCUGUUCUAGACAAUGGAGACCUGUAUGUCAGACUUGGCUGUGGUGAUGCACAACUCACUGCCCUCCAAAGUCUCAUUGCUGAAACAGAGCCAGAAUGCCAUUUUGUCCCAGUGAACGAUGUGAAGGAAGGUCUUAGAUGCUUGACUAAAUCUCAGAGAAAUAACCAGUGGUGUCGAGCUGUUGUGAGCCAUGUCUCCAUCAAAGAAGGGAAAUGCACCGUUCAGUGCCUUGACUAUGGCGGCACAGAAGUGGCAUCAGUGAAAUCCAUCAAAGCUCUUCGUGAUGACAUCCGCCAAAUCCCAGUCCACGCAGUUCACUGUAGAUGGAAUGGAUGUGGCGAACCAGUCACAGAGUUAAAAGACAUCCUCAGCCCCUUAGUUGGCCAGAAUAUCAGACUGUUGUUUGAGUCCUACUCCGAUGCGCUUCAGCUGUGGUAUGUUGCAAUUCUCAUCAAUGAGUUUUUCAUUCAUCAACAAAGAGCAAAGUCUCACCAUGCCCGUGAGGAAAGAAAAACACCCCUGACCUCAUCUGAUGUUAACCUAUCAGCACACAUGGAACCCAUCGGUGAACAUGAGCAACCAAGAAAAUUGUCCAUGUGUCCAGUUCAGAUUGGGCAAGAGUAUUCUGGCUUUGUCACUGCCGCAACUAACCCAGGUGACUUUUACAUUGCUCUUGAUGACCAAGAUCAAAACAUGAUCACAAAUGCUGUGUCGGGAACGCUGGAGAGCUUACCAGACCUUCGCCCACUGCCUGAUGCCCAUGUCAUUCCAGGGACUGGCUGUUUGAUCAAAUACAAAGAUGCUAACCAGUUGUGUCGAGCAGAGAUACUUCAUGUUGACAGCGCAUCCAUCUUGAUGAAUCUUGUGGACUAUGGAGUUUGUACACACAUUCUUCGGGAAAAUCAGGUCCAGCUCAAAAUCCUGCCCGAAAAGUUGGCAAGGCUGCCAAAAAUAAUCUAUCCUUGCGUAGUGCGAGGAAUCAAACCUGUCAAAGAUGGCCAAUGGUCAGAUCAAGCUGUCCUCUUCUUUCAAGAGUCUAUAAGCCACAAGAACCUGAAAAUUAUCUUCAGACAGUGUGUCUUGGAGACAAAGUGGGAAGUGGACGUUCUUAUUGAUGGAGGAUGUCUUGGCAAAGCACUUGUGGAUGCUGGCCAUGCCUUGUACUUCGAACGUACGCUUGGUCUUGGAUUUGAACAACAGCAUUGUCAAAGAUCUACUGAAGAAUCUGUCACAGACACAAAUCAAACAACAACAUCAGACACACAGUCAAAUCAAAUCUUCAAAGAUGCCAAUCUUCAGCAGACGGGAGAGAGAAAUACAUCUGUGUUCAACGAAGACACAAAAGACAAGGAACUACUUUGGAACAUGCAUGCUAGCAAGGAAUCUUGGAAAAAUGGAGUUGCACCAAACAGCAUGAAGAAACUCACUGAUAUCCCAGCUGGUGUGAAACAAUGUGCCCUGCAGUAAAGCAUGUAUAUAUGAUGGAAUGGUCCAUGGCUGUCAAGCAACAGAUCCAUACGAAAAAUUGUAACUGCAGCAAAACAAAAUCAGAAUUCAAAAUCUUUUUUUUUGUUUUUGUAACGUGACAUGAACGUUGUGACUCGAAUAAUGUCCGUCGCUCCAUGACAAGAACCAUGAAGAUAACACAUUUUUUUCCCCUUCUUUCUUAAGUUAAAUGAUUUCAAGUCAUCUAAAAUGAGUCCUUUGUCAUCAGUUAAAACACGUUUUGACAUGGGUGCGAAGCUGAAUUUUAUGCUCAAAUCGACAUUCUGUAGGGUUUUAUUUCAUACAAUAGUAAUUUUAAAAUGUCGCACCUGCAAUGCGCCCUUUUGUUAAUGUUAUUUGAAGUUUAUCCUGUUUAGUGUAAAAGUAAACGAGUUAUUUGAAUUAUAUUUUUUUUAGAAAGAAAAGUGUUCAUUAAAAUGAAGCCUUGAGAAACUA